AACAGCACAAUGGCUUCAUAAAUUGUAGGAUCGUAGAACGGUUCUUCUCCCUCCCUCUCUCAUUUCCCGGAAUUGUUGGUCGUUGGGAUUCUGCAUCUCCUGGUUGAGGGAGUAGAGUUUGGGAUUGUGGCAGGCCGUUGUCUUUGAGGGAUGGAAUCGGAGUUUUUGGAGAUCCAACCGAGGGAACUCAAGUUUACAUUUGAGCUGAAGAAACAAAGUUCAUGUUCGGUGCGACUUUCCAACAAAUCCAAUGAAUAUGUAGCAUUCAAGGUUAAAACCACUUCUCCAAAGAGAUAUUGUGUACGACCCAACACAGGUGUUAUAAUGCCACGAUCAACGUGUGAUUUUACAGUUACCAUGCAAGCUCAGCGCUCUGCCCCACCUGACAUGCAACUGAAAGACAAGUUCCUUGUACAAAGCACCGUUGUUCCUUUUGGAAGCACUGAUGAGGAUAUCACAACUACCACCUUCUUGAAAGAAAGUGGCAAUUUUAUUGAAGAAUUCAAGUUGAGGGUUAUCCUUGUUAGCCCGCCACAUUCUCCAGUUUUGCAACCUUCUAAUGGAGCUUCGAAACAGGAGGCAGCAGAUGAAUCUCCUAGGUUAAAGCCAGCUUCUGUUUUUAAGGAAUCUCCUAUAGUGAAAGAAGCAUCCUCGUUUAAAAAUGAAUUUUCAGAUGAUAAGAACUUCGAUCCAUCUCAUGCUAAGGAGGUUGAGGAGUUAAAAUCAAAGAUAACCGUUCUCGAGUCUAAAUUAUCAGAGGUUAUAUCUACAAUGCUUUCUGCUUACGCCUUGUUUACAUGCUUGGUGCGCAGGCUGAAUGCCGAGGACUUGAAAUCAAAGAUGAACACCCUUCAAUCCAAAUUAGCUGAGGCCGAUAAGAUGAUCGCGACGUUGAGGGAAGAGAAGGCUGGGGGCAUUAAUGACCGGGACUUAUCACAGCAAGAAAUAAUUCUUCUGAGAAGGAAAGCUGCUUCCAAAGUUCAAGCUGGCUUCCCCACUUUCUUCGUUGUUUUUAUCUGGAUCGUUGGAAUAGCAAUUGGGUACCUUCUACGGUCAUCAAUCCAGAGAAUCCCAGAUUCUAAGAAUUAUGACAAAAGCAUCCUCUCCGAGCCACAGAGGAUGUUGUCUCAAUUUCUAGAUAUUGCCAAAAAUGUCCCAAAGUUGAUUGCUGCCCUUGAGCUCGAAGUUUUAUCAGAUGCAUACCUCGCGCUCAAGGCAUCAGAAGAAUUAUUUUAG
Phalaenopsis equestris is the source of this 1236-nucleotide messenger RNA. RefSeq names its product vesicle-associated protein 1-2-like. The coding region runs from base 151 to 1236 and encodes 361 amino acids. The transcript has 11 exons. The record is from RefSeq and is a predicted model, not a curated record. Gene Ontology annotation, cellular component: endoplasmic reticulum membrane; plasma membrane. Gene Ontology annotation, biological process: endoplasmic reticulum membrane organization. NCBI's taxonomy places the organism in Eukaryota, Viridiplantae, Streptophyta, Magnoliopsida, Asparagales, Orchidaceae.